AUGGUGAAACCAGAACUGGGUUUUGGAGGUUCUUUCAUUUCUUGUCUUGUGUUGUUGGUUCUUGUUGUUUUGGUUGUCCCAGCUAGGUGUCAAGAUGCAGAGGUAAUGGGAAUUCUCAAGGUCAUGAUCAAUGCCCCCAUUAGCUUCCAAUGGACAGACCCUGAUGUAUGCAAAUGGAAGCAUGUUGAAUGUGAUUCAACCAAACAUGUUACAGCUAUUCAGAUUGGGAACCAGCACCUUCAGGGUUCUCUCCCAAAGGAACUUCAGAGGCUAACAAGGUUGCAACGUUUUGAGUGUCAAAGCAACAGUUUCACAGGACCAUUCCCUUACCUCUCAAAAUCCUUGCAAAGGUUGAUGAUCCAUAACAACAAGUUCAACUUCAUUGCCAAUGAUUUCUUCACAGGAAUGAGCAGUUUGCAAGAUGUGAGAAUGGACAACAACCCUUUUUCUCAAUGGCAUAUUCCUGACACUCUGAAGGAUUGUGUUGCACUCCAGACUUUCAGUGCUGAGGAUGUUGGCUUGAUUGGGACAAUCCCAGAUUUCUUUGGCAAAGAUGGUCCUUUCCCAGGUUUGGUUUUCUUGGACUUGUCUGAUAAUUUUCUAGAAGGUCCCUUACCUUCAAGCCUCUCGGGUAGUUCAAUAGAGAACCUUUUGGUGAAUGGACAGAAUGGAAACUCUAAACUCAAUGGCACCCUUGCUGUGUUACAUAACAUGACAUCUUUGAAGCAAAUUUGGGCUCAUGGUAAUUCGUUCACUGGUUCUAUUCCAGACUUGUCGCACCAUGAUCAACUAUUUGAUGUGAAUGUAAGGGAUAACCAGUUAACUGGUGUUGUUCCACCCUCCCUAAUUUCUCUUCAAAGUUUGCAAGUUGUGAACUUGACCAAUAAUCUUCUUCAAGGACCCCCUCCAAAGUUCAGAGAUGGGGUAGGAGUUGACAAUAAUAUGGACAAGGGGAGGAAUCAAUAUUGCACAAAUGUGCCGGGGCAGCCAUGUAGUCCUCUUGUGAAUGCUUUGUUAUCUGUUGUUGAGCCUUUGGGUUAUCCUAUCAAGUUUGCUCAAAACUGGAAGGGUAAUGAUCCAUGUGCUAAUAACUGGAUAGGGAUAGUUUGCUCCAAUGGAAACAUUUCUGUUAUCAAUUUUCAGAACAUGGGUUUGUCUGGCACUAUUUCUCCUAGUUUUGCUACCCUUACAUCUGUCACAAAAUUGCUUCUUGCUAACAAUGGUCUCACUGGUACCAUACCAAUGGAACUUACUAGUAUGCCUCUUUUGCGAGAGUUAGAUGUUUCCAGUAAUCAUUUGUUUGGAAAAUUACCACCAUUCCAUAGAGAUGUGGUUCUUAAAGUAGGUGGAAAUCCUGAUAUUGGAGAGGAUAAGCCUACUAAUUCUCCAACGGCCUCAAGUUCAGGAGGUAAUGGUAAUAAACAUAACAUUGGCGUCAUUGUUGGAAUUGUGGUGGCGGUGGUUGUUUUACUUGCUGCUGGGGUUCUAAUAUUUGUUAAGUUUAGGAGAAAGUUGAAGCGUGAGAAGAAAGUUCAAAAUCCAAAUGCAAUUGUGGUACAUCCUCGCCAUUAUGGUGAUGGAAAUGCUACAAAGACAAGUGUUGCAGGUUAUGGUGAAGGAACAGCUGGUACAGUAUUAAGUCCCAUGUCUAAUGCUUAUCAAGUGGAAGCUGGUAAUAUGCUAAUUUCAAUUGAAGUCUUGAGAGAAGUUACCAACAAUUUCUGUGAAAAAAACAUAUUGGGAAAGGGGGGUUUUGGCUCUGUAUACAGAGGAGAAUUGCAUGAUGGGACAAAGAUUGCAGUGAAAAGGAUGCAAGCAGGAUUGGUGGAUGAGAAAGGGUUGAGUGAGUUCAUGGCUGAAAUUACAGUGCUUACUAAGGUUCGGCACAAGCAUUUGGUUGCACUCUUGGGGUAUUGUUUGGAUGGAAGUGAGAGACUUCUUGUCUAUGAGUACAUGCCUCAGGGUGCUCUUAGUAAACACCUGUUUAAUUGGAGAGGUGAAGGACUAAAACCACUAGAAUGGAAGACAAGGCUUAGUAUUGCAUUGGAUGUUGCUAGAGGGGUUGAAUAUCUUCAUGGUUUGACACAACAGAUUUUUAUCCACAGGGAUCUCAAACCAUCUAACAUUUUGCUAGGAGAGGAUAAGCGUGCCAAAGUAUCAGAUUUUGGAUUAGUUCGCCUUGCUCCCGAAGGGAAAACCUCAUUUCAAACUAGGCUUGCUGGAACUUUUGGAUAUAUGGCACCAGAGUAUGCAGCCACUGGCAGACUUACAACAAAGGUUGAUGUAUAUAGUUUUGGUGUGAUUCUCAUGGAGAUUAUAACUGGAAGGAAAGCACUUGAUGACAGCCUACCAGAAGAAAACAUCCACCUUGUUCCAUGGUUUCGCAAGAUGCUGCUGAACAAAGACUCAUUUCGAACAAUCAUCGAUCCAACAAUUCAAGUUGAUGAGGAAACCUUAGCCAGUGUUAGCACUGUUGCAGAGUUAGCAGGGCACUGCAGUGCAAGAGAGCCUUAUCAACGCCCUGACAUGAGUCAUGCAGUGAAUGUACUAUCACCCCUUGUUGAGGUGUGGAAGCCUUCACAACCAGAUGUUGAUGACAUAUAUGGGAUUGACUUUGAUAUGACAUUACCUGAAGCACUCCAAAGGUGGCAAGCUUAUGAAGGAAGAAGCACCAUGGAUUUAACAGCUCCUUCAUCUGUCCAUCCUAGUGGAAACAACUCAAAGUCAAACAUACAAACUAGACCAUUUUUAGAUGGGCAAUGA
Abrus precatorius (Indian licorice) is the source of this 2763-nucleotide messenger RNA. RefSeq names its product receptor protein kinase TMK1-like. Gene Ontology annotation, biological process: protein phosphorylation. Gene Ontology annotation, molecular function: ATP binding; protein kinase activity; protein binding. The transcript is spliced from 2 exons. NCBI's taxonomy places the organism in Eukaryota, Viridiplantae, Streptophyta, Magnoliopsida, Fabales, Fabaceae. The coding region runs from base 1 to 2763 and encodes 920 amino acids. The record is from RefSeq and is a predicted model, not a curated record.